Molecule: messenger RNA, 597 nt
Organism: Acytostelium subglobosum LB1
Lineage: Eukaryota; Evosea; Eumycetozoa; Acytosteliales; Acytosteliaceae
Exons: 2
Coding region: 1-597 (198 amino acids)
Biological process (GO): protein folding; protein peptidyl-prolyl isomerization
Cellular component (GO): intracellular membrane-bounded organelle
Molecular function (GO): peptidyl-prolyl cis-trans isomerase activity
Source: RefSeq, a predicted model, not a curated record
AUGUUUAAGACUGUAUUUGUAUUGUCCAUAUUUGUUAUGGUUCUCUUCUUCCUCUCACCAGCAGCCGAGGCAAAGGGACCAUCUGUUACUGAGAAGGUAUUCUUUGAGAUAGAGAUCGAUGGUGUAAAUGUAGGAAAGAUAGUUAUGGGUCUUUAUGGUAAGACUGUACCAAAGACUGUUGAGAACUUCAAGGCUCUGUGCACUGGUGAGAAGGGCACUGGUCAAUCGGGCAAGCCAUUGCAUUUCAAGGGAAGCAAGUUCCAUCGUAUUAUCCCCAACUUUAUGAUCCAAGGAGGUGACUUCACCCGUGGCGACGGCACUGGCGGCGAGUCGAUCUUUGGCAAGAAGUUCGACGACGAGAACUUCAAGCUCAAGCACACCAAGGUCGGCUUGUUGUCAAUGGCCAACGCUGGUCCAAACACCAACGGCAGCCAGUUCUUCAUCACCACCGCCAUCACCUCCUGGUUGGACGGCCGUCACGUUGUCUUUGGCGAGGUCGUCGAGGGUAUGGACAUUGUCAAGCAAGUCGAGGCUGUCGGCUCCCAGAGCGGCACCCCAUCCAAGACCGUUGUCAUUGUCAACUCUGGUGCCAUCUAA